Messenger RNA from Enterobius vermicularis (human pinworm), 588 nucleotides. The record is from the annotation of a GenBank genome assembly. NCBI's taxonomy places the organism in Eukaryota, Metazoa, Nematoda, Chromadorea, Rhabditida, Oxyuridae.
GGCGAUUUCAUAUGGAUUGAGUCACCAUCAAAAACCCUAUUCUCCUGCCCAAUUGGUGCACGAGUUGUCGAUGCAGAUGGAGGAAAAAUUAAGGUUGUAGAUGAUCAAGGAAGGGAACAAUGGCUAACAUCAGAACGACGUAUCCGUUUGAUGCAUCCCACUUCCAUACAGGGAGUAGAAGAUAUGAUACAACUUGGAGACCUCCAUGAAUCUGGUAUUCUCAGAAACCUAUUUGUACGCUAUUCUGAAAAACUUAUUUAUACAUACACGGGUUCUAUUUUAAUAGCUGUUAAUCCAUAUAUGGAUUUACCAAUAUAUGCUGCUGAACAAAUUCGUAUGUAUCGAAAUCGACGAAUUGGUGAAAUGCCGCCACAUAUUUUUGCAAUAUCUGAUAAUGCAUACAAUAAUAUGAAAAAAAGUGAUAAAGAUCAGUGCAUAAUAAUAAGUGGAGAAUCUGGAGCCGGUAAAACUGAAUCAACAAAAUUGGUGUUACAAUUCUUAGCCACAAUUUCGGGUCAACAUUCAUGGAUUGAACAACAGGUGUUAGAAGCAAAUCCAAUAAUGGAAGGUAAAAAGUUAAACAGUUAA